Molecule: messenger RNA, 2097 nt
Organism: Kazachstania africana CBS 2517
Lineage: Eukaryota; Fungi; Ascomycota; Saccharomycetes; Saccharomycetales; Saccharomycetaceae
Gene: SLS1
Product: Sls1p
Exons: 1
Coding region: 1-2097 (698 amino acids)
Cellular component (GO): mitochondrial inner membrane
Source: RefSeq, a predicted model, not a curated record
AUGAUCAAACGCAGAUGCCUGUUGCAAACAGCUAGGAGCCUCAAUUGUCGGAAAGAGACUCUACGGUACGUUUUUGCACGCCGUUACUAUUCGGUUGAUCCACCAACCAUAUCGUCAAGGGGCAAGAAACUGAGGCCUGAAAAACCUAAUAUUGUUAUUCUGGAUCCGAAACAGAUAGGACACUCUUCGAAACAUCCUCAUCCUCAUCACAACAGGGGCCAGCAGAACUCGAUCUUGGAAGGAUUUGAUUUUGAAUUUAACUCAAUCUCAGAACCUUUAUUGUUCUCGAAAAAGGCAAGUAAGAAUGUAAGUCACCCUCAGGAGGAUCACCAAGACUUGAUUCAAAGGGAGACCGAAAAAUUACUGAAUUUUGAAACAAAAUUGAACGAACAUCAGUUCUUAGAAUCAAUCGAGUCGUUCAAGCCUGUGAGUAAAGUCAACGAUGCCACUCAUCUUCUAAUAGAUACAAACACUUACAAUGACCUGAAAUCAAACUUAUCAGAUUCCUUUACGUGGAAACAGCUUUACUCAUAUAUUAAGUUCAAAUCAAAUCUUAAAAGUAAAUUACAACAUAUGGUCAAGAUCGAUCUGAUUAAUAAAAUAUUUUUCGAAAUUUGGAAUUGUAAGAUUUCUGAAUCUAGUGACAACCAAUCAGUGACAAGUCCCACUUCAAGUGAUUUGGUUACUUUAAGGAUCAAGUUAAGUGAAAGAGGAGCAAAAUUGUUGAUAUUGACAGAUAAUGGUAAAAUUUUGAAAAAUUUAACCAGAUUAAAACAAAAAGUUAAGAAUAAUAUGAAAAAUUCAAACCUUUCCAUUGAGCUAAAUUUGUCACAAUACGAACUAUUGAUCACAAGUAAUGAAUCAAUCUCAAAAUUUAUUGAAAUUUCUAUCAAUAACAUUUUGAAAAAUAUAAUAGUAACUAAUUGGGAUUUUCCAUCAAUCAAAAUCGAAAACUUUGAAAAAUGUUUGGAUCUUAUUACCAAGAUUUGUGCGGUUGACAUAGAUCUAGAGAAAAAUGAAAUUGCUGCCUUUGGUAUGAAACGUAUACAACUUGCCACGAGAUUGGUAAAUUGGGUCAUUUCAAAUGAUACUCUGAAUAAAAUGGAAAGAUUAGAAGAUUGGUCCUCAAAAAAUGACAGAAAAUGGUUUCCUUUCAAUGAUGUGGACUCAUUAAAUUGGUUUGCAAAAAAUGAAACUUGGGGAAGAUUGCAAACUGUAAUACCAAUAAAUUCCUCCAAAAAACUCAUAGAAUCACUCAAUAUGGUAAGUGAAGAUAAAAUUGAUAGAUUAUACGAAUUCUUUACAGUAGCAAAUGAUGACAAGUAUCAGUCAAAAUUAAAUUUCUCCAAGGAUUCAAUAUUUAAUAACGUAAGCAUAUCACUGGGUACUUUAAUUCAAAAUGUUUCGGGAGAGAAACAUAUUUUCCAAUCAAAACUGCCACAAAUAACCUCCAAAUUACUUGACCUACCAUUAUAUGAUAAAAAUAUCCCUACAGUAGAUCAAUUAUUCUCGGUAGAUAGUCAUGACUACUACUUAGAACUAUCGUUUGCUCCUCCAAUCACCGACGAAUUCACCUCGCAUUUACCCCCAAUAAAACUAUGGUUAGAAUUAGAUGAGUUUAACAACACAAUUCCAUCUUCAAUCCAAUGUUUUAUGCACCUUUUAAAUAAGGAAGCACUCAUUCAGACGUCGCACUUACCUCACGAUUAUAAAAUCACCGUAGAUAAAAUUAGUAGCUUAUUACCGCUGACAUCAGUGGGUAACAAGAGUACUUUGAUCGAUCAACAUGGUAUCAAAGUAUUUAUCGAUAAGUUCAGGUUUUUGACCAUCAAGAACUUCAAAUCCACUAGCCAACUGAAUGUAAAUCUGGUGAUUGACGAUAAGCCAAUAAACAUUGAUUAUAACUUCAUUACAUUGAAUCAUUAUAGAAUUUUGAGGUUAAAAUACAUGGACAAAUACCUCUUACAAUUUUCCGAAAAUAAUGGCGGUAAACUAGGUGGUAGAUCAGCACAAAUCGAUUUCCUUUUGGAUGCUAAAAAUAAUGAAAUGAGUCGUAAAGAUUUUGGUAUUUUCGUAAGAGAUAUUUUCAGAUUUUGA